Messenger RNA from Ceutorhynchus assimilis (cabbage seed weevil), 2272 nucleotides. Lineage: Eukaryota; Metazoa; Arthropoda; Insecta; Coleoptera; Curculionidae. The record is from the annotation of a GenBank genome assembly.
UUUCAUUAAAAGUUGGGUUAUGUGCUGCUCUUUAAAAAAUUUCAAAAUAAUAUAAAAUACAAUGAAUUUCCUCAGUAAAAAAGCACCAAACUUUAUCCACAACACUUUAUUUAGUGCCCCACAUUCAUUAAAAAUCUUGUGCCCCCCGCAAAAAGUAGUGUCAUUGCGUCUCAAGAGCACCAGGGUCUCUUCAGCUUCCAGUAUAAUGAAGGGGGUCUUUAAAAUGGGGCUUGCCGGGAUCACAAUGGGAGCUAUCGUCGGCACCGGCUACUCGAUUCAUCAAAGGAACAAUCCCAAAGAUCAUAUGAUCCACGAGCAAUCGUUUAUUGAGCCGGUUGAUGAGAUACCGGACAUCAAACCAAGUCGACAGAUGAAAUACCCUGAAGACAGAAGUAAUCUAAAACUAGUUUUAUUUCAAUACCAAACAUGUCCUUUUUGCUGUAAAGUUAGGGCCUUUCUAGACUAUUACGGUAUUUCUUAUGAUGUUGUUGAGGUUGAUCCAGUGCUAAGACAAUCAAUCAAAUGGUCAGAGUAUAGAAAAGUGCCCAUUUUAGUUGUAAAAACUGAUGAUGGUUAUCAGCCUCUCAAUGAUAGUACCAUGAUAAUAUCAGCUCUAGCAACUUAUUUAAAGGACUCAGAUAAGUCCUUACCUGAUAUUGUAAAAUGUUUUCCUUUUAUAACCUUUUAUGAUGACGACGGCUCAAAGAAAAAUGAAAUAAUGAAUAAGUAUUUCCUAAUGUUCAGUAAUAGGCAAUACAAUGAACAAGAUGACAAAAUUUUAAAUGAAGAAAGAAAAUGGAGACAAUGGGCAGACAGUGUCCUGGUCCACACCCUUUCUCCAAACGUUUAUAGGACCAGAGAAGAGGCACUGCAAGCUUUCAAUUGGUUUUCUGAAGUUGGUGAAUGGGAAGCUAAUUUUCCCACCUGGGAAAGAAAUCUUAUAAUAUACGUAGGAGCCUCAGCCAUGUACCUUAUAGGCAAAAGACUUAAAAAACGCCACAAUUUAAAAGAGGACGUCAGACAAAGUCUUUAUGAUGAAUGUACAAGUUGGGUAAGAGAAGUCAACAAAAAAGGCACCCCAUUCCUAGGAGGAAAAGAUCCGAAUUUGGCAGAUUUGGCUGUGUAUGGAAUACUGAACAGCAUAGAAGGAUGUACAACUUUCAAAGACUUAUUGGAAAGAACUAAAAUCGGUAGAUGGUAUUUUGGCAUGAAAGAAGUUGUGUCACAACAUCAUGGAGCAAAGUUUGUCUAAACUUGUAAGUAUUUUUUUUGGUAUUUGAGUAUUGAAAGCCUUUAGGGCUGUGGACAGUUAUUAUCGUUUCCCUAAAGUUACUUAUUUAUUGUUUGUGAUGAAAUAAAAUUAUACAUACAAUUUUUAAUGAGGAUUUUAUUUUUUUGAUUGAAAAUACAAAAAACAAUAACUUAAACAAAAAGCUUAUAUAAAUAUUUACAGCGUAUUAUUAGCAAAUAAAUUAAUAACUAACAAAAUAAAUAACUAUAUUAUCACAUUAAUUCAAUAUCUUUGUGUGAUUUGCCUUAUCCAAUCCAAAUAAUGAGCGACUUUGACGUAUACUCCGGGCACACCCACUUGACCGCACCCUAUUCCCCAGCUCACCACUCCCACUAAUUGCCAGGUACCGCCUCUUUCGCACACCAUAGGGCCACCGCCGUCACCUUUGCAAGCGUCUUUGCCCUCCUCACCUCCGGCACACACCAUUCCUGGAUGAAGUUUAAAUUCGUAUCCUAAUCGGGUGUUUUGCAAUUGCCUCUGGCAUUGUCCGUAAUUGAUAACCGGCACGUCGACUUCCUUGAGGAUAUUUUGGUACUUUCCAAAAUCUCCGAAAGCGUCUUUGCCCCAUCCUGUAGUCCAACAUCUGGAACCACUGUAGUCGUCUUGCGGAUGGGGUAGGCAUGCUGGUGAAAUGUGAGGAUAUUUCGCAAAUUCAACGGGAGUGUUUAUUCUUAGGAUGGCAAUGUCGUUUGCCAAUGUUCCAGCGUAGAAUUCCGGAUGGACUGUAACAGCGGAAACGUCGCGUUCGAUGUAUGGAUAGAAUUCUACGUCAUGAUUAACAUCCCAUUCGCCUAAACGUACUCUGAGAUCAUAAUUUGUAUACCUAUUAUUAAGAGAAAAACAAAUAAUUAGAUUUAGGAGAAAAUAUCUAACAGUUAUUAUUACUUACUGUUUGACACAAUGAGCAGCAGUAAUUAUAUGUAAAGGAUCAAUCAAGGUACCACCGCAAACAUAAACGCUUUCCUUAGGGUCUUUCUUCAA